Molecule: messenger RNA, 2155 nt
Organism: Dermochelys coriacea (leatherback sea turtle)
Lineage: Eukaryota; Metazoa; Chordata; Testudines; Dermochelyidae
Gene: NSUN3
Product: NOP2/Sun RNA methyltransferase 3
Exons: 6
Coding region: 509-1426 (305 amino acids)
Biological process (GO): rRNA methylation
Cellular component (GO): mitochondrial large ribosomal subunit
Molecular function (GO): methyltransferase activity
Source: RefSeq, a predicted model, not a curated record
GCCUGCCUGCCCCACACCUGGAUGCGUGUGAGAGUCUGUCCCUCUCACUUGCUAUCUUGGUGCAUCUGGAGCCGGGGGACAGGGCCCGGGGUGCUUCUGGGGCAGACCUGGCUCUUGCACUGUGUCGGGGUCAGGUGCAGCAUCACCGCCAAGUCCGUGUCCUGGGGCGAGGGCUGCAGGGUGGCCUCUCACCUUAAUGCAGCCAGUGGCCUGUCCUCCCCACUGCCAUGCUGGAGUCUCCACAUUUAUUUAUUUAUGAGUAAAAUACGCAGAAUUUUUAUAUUUUUGGCACAGAAUUCUUGAAAAAGAGCAAAAAAAAAGCACAAACCCAGUGUUUUCCUUUGCAGAGCUUCUUUAAAUAGCUUAAUCUGGUACAGAAGAUCAAAUAAUCUGGUGCAGAAUGAGUCCCUAAAUAUUGCUAGGAAUUUUAUUUGUAUAUCUGAAAUCAGAAGGGAAGCCUCAAAAGCAGAUCUGCCAAGUUGUUCUGGAUCACUUUGAGAAGCAAUACAUGAAGGAGCUGGGAGAGGCAUGGAGCACAGUCAGGGAGGUGCUCACAUCACCAUUGUGCUGGCAAUAUGCUGUUCUGCUUAAUAAAUUCAGCUAUUCCUCUGAACUGGAGAACAACUUGCGUUUAAAGGGGUAUCAUAGUCUCUUUCAGGAAACCUUACCCUAUCUCCCAGGAUCAUUAAAAUGUUACAUCAGUAGAACUCCUGGAAGAUUCCCUGCACAAAAACACCAGAUUGGUAAACUCAAGGAAUAUUAUCUGCUGAAUGCUGCUUCACUUCUGCCGGUGCUGGCAUUGGAAAUAAAGAAUGGGGAAAGGAUUUUGGAUAUGUGUGCUGCUCCAGGCGGUAAAUCAAUAGCUAUGCUGCAGUGUGCCUGGCCAGGUCAUCUUCGCUGUAAUGAGUAUGAUAGUCUGAGAUCAAGGUGGCUGAAACAGACACUAGAAUCCUUCAUCCCAGAGCCCCUGAUGAAUUUAAUUACUCUCUCUGAACUGGAUGGGAGACAGAUUGGAGAUCUCCAUCCUGAAUUGUAUGACAAGGUACUGCUGGAUGCUCCGUGUUCAAAUGACAGAAGUUGGUUAUUCUCUUCUGAUAUUCAGCAGGCUACACUUAGACUCAUCCAAAGGAAAGAGUUGUCUGCUCUACAGGUUCAGCUACUAAGGUCUGCCAUUAAAGCCUUGUGUCCUGGAGGAUCUGUGGUCUAUUCGACGUGCACUCUCUCGAAGGCAGAAAACAGUGAUGUAAUCAGUCACAUCCUAAACUCCUGCAGUAAUGUUCUGCCUGUAGAUAUAAGUGAACUGGCCAAUGUCAUUUCCGAUGAGUUCACUCUGGUUGCUGGUGUCCAGCCACAUGAACUUUUAGUACUUCCAGCAAGGGGGAAAGCAUGGGGGCCUAUGUAUGUAGCUAAAUUAAAGAAAACGUAGACUAGGUGGCAUUUGUAAGUCAUAUUGACAAAUUCUUAUUUAUUUUUAAUACACUGUACUCAUAUGCAUCUGUGCCAAAUAUUUGUCCAAGUAGCCUGGAUUUAGAGUUGUGAACUGGUAUAUCAGAUGCUGUCAAAUGAUCAUUAAAUUUGAGGUUUAAUUUGUGACUAGGACAAUAUCCAGUAUGGCCCAAGCCUGCAGUUGGAUCUGCUUGCACAAACCUCUGGCAUCUGGACCCUUGUGGAGCCCAUUAAUGUAUAAGUCUACAGAGGCAAAUGUAUUCCAGAUCACAAGCUUCCAUAAUAUCUUAUUUAUGUAUUGUUUCAUCUUGAAGAUUCCAAAAGGACUUAACCUUCUAUAUAGCGACAUGGCAGAAAUGCAUCUGCUUUUGGGGUGAAGGGCAGCAGCCAACUCACACAGACAUUGCUGUACAGUGAGGAAAAGAGGAAAUUUUGGCUAAAGGCCAUCAGACACAACAUUCCCUAUCCUCACAAAAUAAUGCCUGAGAAUCUUCAGUGCCCGCCUGAGGUGAACAGGACCUUCGCCAUGAUCUCACCUGACUGACCUGCACAAAAUAAACCUGCACUGAACUUAACUACUCUUUCAUAAGAGGAUGCAGAGUUCUUUCACCUCUGCUGGCUUUGAAGCAGUCCCAGGGAGUCAGUAUGUCAAACCUGAUUCUCUCACAUUCCUGCUAAUGGCACAAAAAGAAACACAAGUUGCUUUGUU